AUGCAUUCUACAGUACGCAGUAUAUUUCAUGUUUUAAACAUAAUCUGUUUAUUGGUUUUAUUAUUGGCGUUUGUCUUUUUUGUCAUUGCAUUUUGGACGAAACUUCCUGUUAAAAUUAUUGAGCCAACAUUGAAAAAAUUACGAAUAGAUGGUAUAAAUAAUCGAACUGUAAGUGAUGGAGUAAAUAGUGUUCUGAGAACAUUUACACGUCCAAUAAUUUUACCAUUGAUGGCGAUAUCAUUUGUAUUUGCUUGUAUUUAUUUAUUUGGAGCAUUAAUCGCUUUUAAUCGAAGUAGUACACUUUUUCUUAUGUAUGAAGUUACUUUAACAGUAUGUAUAAUUGUACAUAUAGUGAUGAUAACUAUGGUGUUAAAACAUCCGGAAAAUAUAGAAAAAAUGAUGGAAAAACUUUUCGCAAGAAAGUUUUAUCUCUAUCGAUCAAUGAGCAGUCUUGAUGGAGCAAGUUUAUUUGCAGCUGUUGUCAUGAUAGAUUUAAAAUGCUGUGGUUACCUGAAUCCUUUUGAUUUUGACGAUGAUAAAACGGAAAGUAACGAUGAAUAUGAUGGUCAUACUUACGAUGACUUAUUAUUACCUAUACCAUGCUGUAUGAUGGAUAAAAACUUUAGAUUGAUUGAUAUUAAUUGUCCAAAUUUUCAUUAUAUGUCAGAAAAUGAACAAAAACAUCAUAAUAAAGGCUGUAAACAAUUAUUUGGUCAAAAGGUAUUUAGUAUUAUAGCAUAUAUUGCUUAUUUAUCAAUCACUUUGAUUGUGAUCAAUAUAGCACUUGUGAUAUGCGUUAUUCUGGUAUUGAAAGAAAUAUGGAUAUACCUUUAA
Messenger RNA from Schistosoma rodhaini, 834 nucleotides. NCBI's taxonomy places the organism in Eukaryota, Metazoa, Platyhelminthes, Trematoda, Strigeidida, Schistosomatidae. The record is from the annotation of a GenBank genome assembly.